AUGGAUUCUUCAAAACAGUUAGAAACGGACUCUUUGGAGUAUUGGAAAGAUCAAGCAAAACACUACGAGCAGAAGGCAAGAGAUAUACAACAAGAAUUAGACGAAUACACGGAAAAUUCAGCUCAACUAGAAAAGGAAUUAGAAGCAUCUUUAGAGCAAGUUGAAAAACAAAAUAGAGAUCUAGAACAUCAAAAUCAACGUCUGAAGAACGACAUUGACACGCUCAAGACGAAACUCGAUAGAAGUCAACAUGAAACAAAUGCCCUAGAAAAUGAGUUACAGGCACUCAAAAUAGAAAAAGAAAAACAGGCAGUAUAUGUUAGAGAAUUAGAGCAAAAAAAUGAUGAUUUAGAAAGAGGACAAAGAAUCAUAUCAGAGUCAGUAUCAUGCAUAGAGACCUUAUUAAAUCAAGCAUAUGAACGCAAUGCAGUCUUAGAAAGUGAGGUGGAUGAAAUGGAAAAUUUAAGGAUAAAGUUACAAAGAGCAACUGAUGAAGCUAGAGAUCUGAAACAAGAAUUAAAGGUGGUAGAAAAGAUUCCUAUUUUGAAAAAGGAAGACGGCAGUACAAACGAAAGUUUAUGUAAUGGUCAUUCAACACGAACACAAGUAGAAAUAGAAACACAAACCUCUUUAUCAUCCCCCGCAAGACGAGAAAUUAAUGGCAAUGCAAUGACUCCUUCUUCUCGGGUGACUGCCAUAAAUAUAGUUGGUGAUCUCCUUCGGAGAGUAGGGCUUGAAAGAUUUCUUUGCCGUGAAUGUGGUAAGGUCAAAUGUUCGUGUGGCCAAAACAACGACGACCAGCAAGAUCUCAGCCACCCAACUUUGGAUGUAAAUAGCCAAAGGAACGAUAAGGAUAGCAAAGAUAACGAUAUCAGCGACUCCGUAGAGUAUCGCAAACCGACAGAGUUUAGCCGUCAAUGUUCAAGAUCUGAACAAUCCAAUAGUUAUACCCCAAAGCCCUUGUCCCGUCCCGUUCAAACGUCUGACCAACCCUUUCAAAGGUCUGUCCCAAAUGAAAACGGCAAACUGAGACGGUCAUUUAUAGUGAGAUCGAGGGAGGGACUAGAAAACUUCCUUAACUUCACUUCCACUAGGAAAGGACAGGAACAAGGCAAAGGGAAAGAAAUGUUACGACAGCAAUUU
Molecule: messenger RNA, 1143 nt
Organism: Brenthis ino (lesser marbled fritillary)
Lineage: Eukaryota; Metazoa; Arthropoda; Insecta; Lepidoptera; Nymphalidae
Source: the annotation of a GenBank genome assembly